CCAGCGCGGCGGAGCAGGAGGGGAGGCUUCGUGAACCGCGCUCGGCACCAGGACUCGCGUGCAAAGCCCAGGCCCGGGCGGCCAGACCAAGAGGAAAGAAGCACAGAAUUCCUCAAUUCCCGGUGUGCCCAUGAGUAAGAGCAAAUGCUCUGUGGGACUAAUGUCUUCCGUGGUGGCCCCGGCUAAGGAACCCAACGCCAUGGGCCCAAAGGAGGUGGAGCUCAUCCUUGUCAAGGAGCAGAACGGAGUGCAGCUCACCAGCUCCACCCUCACCAACCCACGGCAGAGCCCCGUGGAGGCCCAGGAUCGGGAGACCUGGGGCAAGAAGAUCGACUUUCUCCUGUCCGUCAUUGGCUUUGCUGUGGACCUGGCCAACGUCUGGCGGUUCCCCUACCUGUGCUACAAAAACGGCGGGGGUGCCUUCCUGGUCCCCUACCUGCUCUUCAUGGUCAUUGCUGGGAUGCCACUUUUCUACAUGGAGCUGGCCCUCGGCCAGUUCAACAGGGAAGGGGCCGCUGGCGUCUGGAAGAUCUGCCCUGUACUGAAAGGUGUGGGCUUCACGGUCAUCCUCAUCUCGCUGUAUGUCGGCUUCUUCUACAACGUUAUCAUCGCCUGGGCACUGCACUACCUCUUCUCCUCCUUCACCACGGAGCUCCCCUGGAUUCACUGCAACAACUCCUGGAACAGCCCCAACUGCUCGGAUGCCCACUCUGGCGACUCCGGUGGCAACGGCCCGGGCCUCAACGACACUUUUGGGACCACACCUGCUGCCGAGUACUUCGAGCGUGGCGUGCUGCACCUCCACCAGAGCCAUGGCAUCGACGACCUGGGGCCUCCACGGUGGCAGCUCACAGCCUGCCUGGUGCUGGUCAUCGUGCUGCUCUACUUCAGCCUCUGGAAGGGUGUGAAGACCUCGGGGAAGGUGGUGUGGAUCACAGCCACCAUGCCAUACGUGGUCCUCACUGCCCUGCUCCUGCGUGGGGUCACCCUCCCUGGGGCUAUAGACGGCAUCAGAGCGUACCUGAGCGUCGACUUCUACCGGCUCUGCGAGGCGUCUGUUUGGAUCGACGCGGCCACCCAGGUGUGCUUCUCCCUGGGCGUGGGGUUUGGGGUCCUGAUCGCCUUCUCCAGCUACAACAAGUUCACCAACAACUGCUACAGGGACGCGAUAGUCACCACCUCCAUCAACUCCCUGACGAGCUUCUCCUCCGGCUUCGUCGUCUUCUCCUUCCUGGGGUACAUGGCGCAGAAGCACAGCGUGCCCAUCGGGGACGUGGCCAAGGACGGGCCGGGGCUGAUUUUCAUCAUCUACCCGGAGGCCAUCGCCACGCUCCCGCUGUCCUCGGCCUGGGCCGUGGUCUUCUUCAUCAUGCUGCUCACCCUGGGUAUCGACAGCGCUAUGGGCGGUAUGGAGUCGGUGAUCACCGGGCUCAUCGACGAGUUCCAGCUGCUGCAUAGACACCGUGAGCUCUUCACGCUCUUCAUCGUCCUGGCGACCUUCCUUCUCUCCCUGUUCUGUGUCACCAAUGGUGGCAUCUACGUCUUCACGCUCCUGGACCAUUUUGCAGCCGGCACGUCCAUCCUCUUUGGAGUGCUCAUCGAAGCCAUCGGAGUGGCCUGGUUCUACGGCGUCGGGCAGUUCAGCGAUGACAUCCAGCAGAUGACCGGGCAGCGGCCCAGCCUGUACUGGAGGCUGUGCUGGAAGCUGGUCAGCCCCUGCUUCCUCCUGUUCGUGGUCGUGGUCAGCAUCGUGACCUUCAGGCCCCCCCACUACGGAGCCUACAUCUUCCCCGACUGGGCCAACGCGCUGGGCUGGGUCAUCGCCACGUCCUCCAUGGCCAUGGUGCCCAUCUAUGCGGCCUACAAGUUCUGCAGCCUGCCUGGGUCCUUUCGAGAGAAACUGGCCUACGCCAUCGCGCCCGAGAAGGACCGCGAGCUGGUGGACAGAGGGGAGGUGCGCCAGUUCACGCUCCGCCACUGGCUCAAGGUGUAGAGGGAGCAGAGACGAAGACCCGGGAAGUCAUCCCGCAGUGGGAGAGACACGAACAAACCAAGGAAAUCUGAGUUUUAAGAGAAAGGAGGGCAACUUCUACUCUUCAACCUCUACUGAAAACACACAACCAAGCAGAAGACGCUUCUGACUGUUUACACCUUUCCGCGCCGGGAGCACCUCGCGUGUCUUGUGUUGCUGUAAUAAAGACGUAGAUCCGUGCAGUGAGGUCCACCCCAUUCCUGUCCCUGCAGGGCAGAAAAAUGUCUAACUUCAUGCCGUCUGUGUGAGGCUGGCUCCCUCCCUCCCUCUCUGCUCCCGGCUCCCGGCUCCGAGGCUGCCCCAGGGGCACUGUGUUCUCAGGCGGGGAUCACGAUCCUUGUAGACGCACCUGUGCUGAGAAUCCGAGAAUCCCUGUGCUCACAGUAGCUUCCUAGACCAUUUACUUUGCCCACAUUAAAAAGCCAAGUGUUCCGCUUGGUUUAGCUGUGCAGAAGGUGAAAUGGAGGAAACCACGGAUUCACACCAAGUCCUUUCCUGACGCGUGGCUCCCAGCAGAGGCUGGAAACUGAGCGUUCAGUUGAUACGUCGCAGUCUGUUCAGAGGCAUUGGAGGACAGGGGUCCUGGUACGUCUCACCAGGAAAUUCUGUUUAUGUUCUUGUAGCAGAGAGAAAUAAAACUCCUUGAAACCAGCUCAGGCUACUUCCACUCGGGCAGCCUGUGGGUCCUUUCGGUGUAGGGAAAGCCCUGGCAGGAGCAUGUCCUAUUCCCGGACGCAUGCAGGACCCCACAGGAGUGUGUCCUAUUCCCAGAUGCAUGCAGGGCCCCCGCAGGAGCAUGUACUACCCCCGGAUGCAUGCAGGGCCCCACAGCUGUGUGUCCUAUUCCCGGAUGCAUGCAGGGCCCCACAGGAGCGUGUCCUAUUCCCGGACACAUGCAGGACCCCACAGGAGCAUGUCCUACCCCCAGAUGCAUGCAGGGCCCCACAGCUGUGUGUCCUAUCCCCAGAUGCAUGCAGGGCCCCACAGGAGUGUGUCCUAUUCCCGGACGCAUGCAGGACCCCACAGGAGAGUGUCCUAUCCCCGGACGCAUGCAGGGCCCCACAGGAACGUGUACUACCCCAGGACGCAUGCAGGACCCCACAGAAGAGUGUCCUAUCCCCGGACGCAUGCAGGGCCCCACAGGAGCUUAUACUACCCCAGGAUGCAUGCAGAGCCCCCAUGCAGGCAGCCUGCAGACCACACUCUGCCUGGCCUUGAGCCAUGACCUCCCGGAAGAGACCCCACUGGAAUUUUAUUUCUCUCAGGUGCAUGUCACAUCAGUAACAACAGUUUCUAUGUUUGGGAAUGGCUUUUUAAAAUCAUAUUUACCUGUGAAUCAAAACAAAUUCAAGAAUGCAGUAUCUGCAAACCUGCCUGCUGAUACUGCAGUUUUUGUUUACAAGAAUAAUUAGCAAUACUGAGUGAAGGAUGUUGGCCAAAAGCUGCUUUCCACGGCACGCUGCCCUCUGCCACUGACAGGAAGGUGGAUGCCAUAGUUUGAAUUCGUGCCUCGAGUCGGUGGGCCUGCCUGCGUGUUGCCCAAGGGCAGGGUCCGUGCAGGGCCAGUCAUGGCUGUUCUCUGCAAGUGGACGUGGGCUCCAGGGGCUGGAGUGUGAUGCUCAGUGGGAGCCGUCAGCCUGUGAAGUGCCAGGCGGCUGCAUUUAGCACAGAGGACGGCUUCCCCAUCGCCUUCUGGGGAGGGACACAGACGGCGGCUUCCCCAUCGCCUUCUGGCCGCUGCAGUCAGCACAGAGAGCGGCUUCCCCAUCGCCUCCUGGGGAGGGGCUCCGUGUAGCGACCCAGGUGUUGUCCGUGUCUGUCGACCUCUCUCUAGUCAGCAUCGUGUGGGUCCCUAAGCACAAUAAAAGACGUCCACAAUGGAAAAACUGC
This is a messenger RNA of Macaca mulatta (Rhesus monkey), 3922 nucleotides long. RefSeq names its product solute carrier family 6 member 3 (gene SLC6A3). The record is from RefSeq and is a predicted model, not a curated record. Gene Ontology annotation, cellular component: plasma membrane. Gene Ontology annotation, biological process: sodium ion transmembrane transport; amino acid transport; nitrogen compound transport. Lineage: Eukaryota; Metazoa; Chordata; Mammalia; Primates; Cercopithecidae. Gene Ontology annotation, molecular function: dopamine:sodium symporter activity.